Molecule: messenger RNA, 1933 nt
Organism: Aricia agestis (brown argus)
Lineage: Eukaryota; Metazoa; Arthropoda; Insecta; Lepidoptera; Lycaenidae
Gene: VIG
Product: plasminogen activator inhibitor 1 RNA-binding protein-like
Exons: 1
Coding region: 183-1358 (391 amino acids)
Cellular component (GO): nucleus; cytoplasm
Molecular function (GO): RNA binding
Source: RefSeq, a predicted model, not a curated record
CACUGAGCCGCCAUAUUCCUUCUUUUCUCUAUUCCUGCCGUCAUAUGGCGUAGUGGUGCGUUCGUUUGUCCGCCAUAUUAAAUUAAAUCAAUAAAAUAAGACAAAAUGUCGCCUUACUAAGUGAGUGGAUUUAAUCCAUUAACAUCGAGUUUUUCUGUGUAUAAAACAUCAAGAGGAUCACGAUGGAGAAUUCCUACGGUGUCGGGGUGGUCAAUAGAUACGCUCUUUUUUUGGACGACGAGUCCGAUCCUCUCGAUGCGAUAAAAGCCCGACAGGAAGCGAAAGAGCUCAAGAAAAAGACCAAAGAGGCCGAAAAAGAGAACAAAGGUAAACCCGAGGCCAAACCCAAAACCGGCAGCGCCGUCCCCAGGAAGGGAAUAAAGGAAACACAAAAUGUAAAGUCCCAAGAGAUCAAGACCGGUGAACAGCAAAAGAACAAAGGUCCACCGAGAACGAACGAUCGCAACAGCGAGAGACCGCCUCAGCGCCGCCGUGAGGACCGUCCCCAGAACGGUGCCGUCGUCGAGGGCAAGGAUGGCGCGCGGCCACCCCGCCGGGAGUUCGGUGACCGCAAGCCCAAUUACGAGAGGCGCAACUUCAACGACAACCCCGAGGGUGGCGAACGUCGCGGGCCUCGUCCGCCGCGCGAGCCCCGCGAGGGCCAGCGCGGGCCCCGACAGGGCUACGACGGCCGCGGGAAACGAGAGUUCGACAGACGAUCCGGGUCCGACAAGACCGGCGUGAAACCGGUCGACAAGCGGGAGGGCGGCGGGCCCCACAACUGGGGGACCGUCAAGGACGAGCUCGACGAGAUAAACAAGACCGGCUCCGAGGGUGAAGUGGCGGAGGACAAGGCGACCGACGCGGCCGCGGCCGGCGCCGGCGACGGCCAGCAGGCGGACGGCGAGCGCGCCGCGCCCGCCGAGGAGGAGCCCCGCGAGCUGACGCUGGACGAGUACAAGGCGCUGCGCAACGCCCAGCGCAUGGCGCCGCAGUACAACCUGAGGAAGGCCGGCGAAGGUGAGGAUCUAAGUCAGUGGAAGAAUCUGGUGAAGCUGGAGAAGAAGAAGGAGGCGGAGGGCGGUGAGGACGAGAGCGACGACGAGUACGACAUCGCCGACUACCCGCAGCGCGUGGGCCGGCAGAAGCGCGUGCUCGGCAUCGAGUUCACGUUCAACGACACGGCUCGGCGCGGCGGCACCGGCGGCCGCGGGCGCGGGCGUGGACGCGGACGGGGCGGGCGCGGGCCGCCCCCCGGCCGCGAGGAGCCGCCGCCGCAGGAGGAGCGCCCGGCUCCUCGGAGCCAGGUAGCGCCGCCCAAGGUGGACGACAGCAAGGAUUUCCCCUCUCUCAGCUAGACUCUCAUCGAGUUUGUUUUCUCCCCUUUCGAAGUCGAUAGUUACAAAUUAAAUAUUGUAUCUACCAAUAUUUUUGAAGUAAAUAUACAAAAUAUUUACACAUAUUGUGUGUAUUGCAUUGUCUUUUUUGACAUGGACAUUCAUGAAGCUAGUGGUUUCGGAAUCUUUGAAGAGAAGCUGUAAAAUUAUAUCAUUCAGUGCACGGUCACGACAGGGGGAGGAUACUUAGAUUUUACUUUUGAGUAUGCAUAGCUACAGUAACGCAUAUAAGUCUUUCGAUAACAGUAGCUUCUAUUGUAUUGUAAUCACAGCUUAUUGUUUAAACUUGAGUUCUUCGGAUAAGGUUUUUAUCGUACCGACUGUGACAUUAAUAUUGGAUUAUAACUCCGUCACAACUUAGAGCAUAGUGAACUAAAAAGUAACCCUUGUUGCAUUUUUAAUCAUGAGUUUGUGGUGACAAAAUGCUAACUUUUAACUGUAAAUAGUAUAAAUGUUUUAAAGAUAAGGUCAUAUUUAGCAAGGUUGAUUUUUGUUGUUACACAAACUUAUUGAAAAUAAACUUUUUGUAUGUGUGA